AUAUUGCAUUAUGUGCGAUGAUCUACAAAUCGUCAUUACUUUCGAAUACCAAGCUAAAAUACAAUACUAGUGAUACCAAUGGAUCAAAAAAGAAAAAAAUCAUUUCUAUACACUUCAUAGGAGCAAAAAUGAACAGUGACAAUUUGACACUAAACGAAUAUGAAAAGCAAAGACUAGAAAAUAUACGUCGCAAUGAGGAAAUCCUUAGACAACUUAAUAUACCGGAAAUUGUUGUCUCGAUGAAACCAUCGCCAAAGCAAAAAAAGCCUAGACCAAAGCAACCAAAGAAAGAACCUAUGAUGCCAACGCGUAAAUCUUUACGAAUACGUGGUCUCAAGCCUGACGACCUCGCUACCAAACGAAAGACUGAAGAGGAAGGUCACGUGCUAGAGAAACGCGCUCGAAAAGAGGGCAACCUUGAUUUAAGCGCGAUACGUUCUGCAAACACGUCCCUUAGUGAUACAAAUCAUUUUAUUGGCAUUUUGUCGGGUCUGACAAAAUCACAACCGAACAAUGAAGAUAUCGAUCGCAGCGCUGUUGAAGGCGAUGAAAGGCUUCGAUCAGUUCGAUGGGCGUGUCGGUCGCUCGUUAUUGGACAACAGUGGCCAUCUGUUAAAGUAACACCCGAACGAAUUCAUUGUGUAGCUGUUCACCCUGCAAAGGAUAAAAUAUUAGUUGCUGCUGGAGACAAGAUUGGAUCGUUAGGCUUCUGGGACGUUAAGGAUAAGAUUGAAUUGGAGGAUGGAAAUUAUGGACCGCGAACUUACAUGUUUAAGGCUCAUACGAAGUCCCUACUAACCUCUAAAUAUUCUCCCAUUGACUCCAACCAACUCUUCACUUGUUCUUAUGAUGGAUCAAUUCGUUAUUUGGAUCUUAACCAAGCUAAAUUUUUAGAAGCUUUUGCUCCCGACGAGCAUUAUCCUCUGUCUUGCAUGGAUCUCCAUCCUAACUCAAAAAUAAUUUAUUUUUCAACAAAUCACGGAACGUUUGGCAUCAAAGACCUCCGCGAAUCCACAAAAACAUUUAGAGAAUAUACUUUGCACUACAAAAAGAUUGGAUGCGUGUCUAUUAAUCCACACCAACAUGAAUUACUGGUAACUUCUUCUUUGGACAGAUCUAUUCAACUUUGGGAUCUUCGCAACCUGAAGGCCAAUGAGAAUACGUCUAUUCAAAAGCUCACAUUCGAUAAUUCGGCCACGAGCUGCUAUUGGAGUCCUAAAGGCGAUCAAAUAGUAUCUACUUGCUAUGAUGAUACGGUGAGGGUACUUAAACUUGAUGCUGAAAAAAAUUUAAACUCCUCUUUUGUUAUUCCACAUGAUAACAAAACUGGAAGAUGGGUAACCGCAUUUCGUGCGACAUGGCACCCAAACUCGGAUGUUCAUCCUCACUUUAUUAUUGGAAACAUGAGAAGAUCGGUCGAUGUGUUUUCUAGUAUAAACGGUGAAUUGAUUUGGAACGUUAGAGAUGAAGAAAGGUUAACCGCCAUACCCGCAGUUAAUGCGUUUCAUCCAAGACUCAACUUCAUCAUAAGUGGAAAUGCUUCAGGAAGGAUGGUUGCAUGGGAGGAAAAGAUUAGACCAACACCUACGGUUUUAAUUACAAAGAAUAAUCGCUAA
This is a messenger RNA of Acaulospora morrowiae, 1616 nucleotides long. NCBI's taxonomy places the organism in Eukaryota, Fungi, Glomeromycota, Glomeromycetes, Diversisporales, Acaulosporaceae. The record is from the annotation of a GenBank genome assembly.